Molecule: messenger RNA, 7615 nt
Organism: Anolis carolinensis (green anole)
Lineage: Eukaryota; Metazoa; Chordata; Lepidosauria; Squamata; Anolidae
Gene: tars2
Product: threonyl-tRNA synthetase 2, mitochondrial
Exons: 17
Coding region: 4433-6535 (700 amino acids)
Biological process (GO): threonyl-tRNA aminoacylation
Cellular component (GO): cytoplasm
Molecular function (GO): threonine-tRNA ligase activity; ATP binding
Source: RefSeq, a predicted model, not a curated record
UUCUAGGGAAAAACAAAAACUGCAUCGUGCACAUUAAGCAUUCGUGUGAAAAUUCUGAAAAUAUUUUGCUUAUGUAUUUCUCCAUACUAUGGCCAAGUUUGUUCUGUUCCCUCCCACUCACUCUUGAUUUGCUUUUCUGUUUUGAUUUGUAAUGUUAACACUUUUAGAAACAUGGUCAACGAUUCUAAUAUGGGGAACUAAGUGAUUUCUUAAAACUCUGGGAUGGAAGGGGGUAAAUACAAUUUUCCUGGAGUAAAUACAAUUUGCAAACACAUUGAAGUCUUGAACAUAGAAGGACUUUGGGGCAUUGAAAUACAGAGCAGGCGAAAAAGGCCUGUGCCAACUUUACCAUCUCUGAACUCUUAAGUAGCUUUCCAAUAUUGCUGGUUUAAAGCAUAGAACUUUCUUUCAUGGUGAGCUCAGAUUGAAAAGGAUAGUCAUGAGAGGUCAUUUUUGGAUGUGUUCCUUUGUGUGAUGCCUAGAUUCAUUGCUUCAUGCAGCAAGUGGUCUGUGUUGUGAAUGGGGAAAUGUGUAUUGGUUUGGAAAUACUACACAACAACUUUGGCCCAUUGCCUCCUAGAUUGCAGCAGCUAUUGGAAGUGUCCACAGCCGUCAGUACCGUAAACACUUGUUUAUUGAAAUCAAUGUAUUUUCUAGCUGUCCAGAUACAGCACUAGAUUUUAUAUUCUUUUUACAAUCGGCAUCAGGAGAAUGUUCUGCCUUCCUCACAAAUCCCUUAUCUUGUUGCCACUGUGCUUGACCUUGUUUCCUGCCUCCAUUUGUGUUUUGAGAGUUAUGAUAAGACAGUGCUCCUCCCCAUCUACGGAGCUUUCCUGCAGGCUUAAACCCCAAUGAAGACUUUCUGUUUUUUGCUUGUGUGAUGUGGACACAGGAUCACAGUCUCAAAGCACCCUUAUUUCUACUGUUCCAUUUGACCUGGGAUUCCACUUGGAAAAGAAGACGAGAAUUGGGAUUUUCCAUUUACUGUUUAAGUCAUUUUUCUCAUCGACAUUGAAACAGAAAGUGGUUGUACAGUUAGCUGUUUUUGCAGCAUACAAGUGGAAAGACGGGAGGGAUCUCUUAAUUCCCUAAAGUCCACCUUCAGAUAGCCCACCAGCCUCUAAUGGAAAGCCGACCAUCUUCUAAGGAAGUCUGUAUUUUAACCGAACGCUUCUUAGCAGUGGGAAUUUUGCAUUUUGUUGGACUCUACCAACAUGUCUUACUCAUUGUCAUUUCUGGGGACAUUAGAAUGCGACAUGGAAAGCAAAAUGGCAUCCAAAACGGACUGAAAAUAUCUGCUGGUUGUUAGGAAACUUGUCAUUUCUCCUGACUUGGGGGGUAUCAGUGUGUCCAUUGAGGGCUGGGAAAUACCAAAGAUUGCUCUUUAGCUCGUAAUGCUUUUCCGCCUUCCUUACGCAGAGUGGUAGAAUUGCUCAGGCAAAGUUUAAAGGCAUAGUAGAGGAAAUGAUAGGCUGUAAAGCCAAUGGGCGAGUGUAGGAGAUGCAGGAACAGUGUGGUAAGGAAAGGGGAGGACUGGGAUAGACCAGCUACAGUGGCAUUUUGUGGCUGGUUGGACUUUACAGAAGCAAAUGUGGAACAAGCGCAGAUCUGCCUUAAUCUUUGUGCGAGUAGUUUUGGGAAGAACGAAUCGUCUCUUGGCCAUGGAGCGAGCCUUGUUAUUUCAGCCUCCGAAAGACUGGAAUGUAGCGCUUGGUGGGGAAAACUUUGAGGAACCCUAAGCAGAAAUCGUGGAGUCUUGAUGUUGGACUACAACUCCCAACAGCUGGAUGUUUCUCCUGAAGGCAUUCCAUAAACAGAAUGGAGGCAUACCUUAAGACAGCAGGCUUUUAACCCUUGCCUUCAACAGAAUGAGACUCAUUCCAUAGUCCUUAAUGAGGAAAAAGACUGGAUUUGAUUCCAGUCCCACUUUAUAUGGACUUUACCAUAUAUGCUGGCAUACCACAUUGCCAUUCAUUGACUGGCUAUAUGAUGGUGGAGACUCGAAUUUUAUCCCCCCCCAGUUAAUUUUGUAUUUAAUUGCAAAUUAACCAGUAUGUAAGUUGUGAGUCUAUUGGAAUUGAAUAUUCAGGGAUAGAAACUUUGAUUGCUGUGAGUUUUCUGGACUGUAUGUAUGUAUUUAUUUAUUUUUAUUUCUAAUAUUUAUAUCCCGCCCUUCUCAGGGUGGCUUACAGUAGUGGCAGCAAUUCGAUGCCCAUACAAAAUCUGUAUCAAAAUAAUGCAUAAGACAAUUAAAACUAUUAAUAAUACAAUAUAAAUUACCAUGAGCCCCGGUGGCGAAGUGUGUUAAAGCGCUGAGCUGCUGAACUUGCAGACUGAAAGGUCCCAGGUUCAAAUCCCGGGAGCGGCUUGAGCGCCCACUGUUAGCUCCAGCUUCUGCCAACCUAGCAGUUAGAAAACAUGCAAAUGUGAGUAGAUCAAUAGGUACCGCUCCGGCAGGAAGGUAACAGUGCUCCAUGCAGUCAUGCCUAUGGCCACAUAACCUUGGAGGUGUCUACAGACAACGCCGGCUCUUCGGCUUAGGAAUGGAGAUGAGCACCAACCCCCAGAGUCAGACAUGACUGGACUUAACGUCAGGGGAAACCUUUACCUUUUAUAAAUUACAAUAUAUAAAUUUAAAAUGUAAUAUCAGAUCCGUUCAUCCUAGAGAAACCUCAUGUUUUGUAUGGCCAUGUUCCAGAAGCAUUCUGAUGUUUUGCCCACAUUAUGGCAGGCAUCCUUAGAGGUUGUGAGGUCUGUUGGAAACUAGGCAAGUGAGGCUUAUAUAUCUGGAAGGUCCAAGGUGGAAUAGUGUGGCAAGUGUGAAUGUUGCAAUUAAUCACCUUGAUUAGCACCAAAUAGCCUUACAGCUUCAAGGCCUGGCUGCUUCCUGCCUGGGACAAUCCUUUGUUGGGAGGUGUUAGCUGGCCCUGAUUGUGUCUUGCCUGGAAUUCCCAUUUUCUGAAUGAUGUUCUUUAUUUACUGUCCUGAUUUUAAUUUUUUUUUUAAAAAAAAAACCACAUAGCCAGAUUGUGCUCAUUUUCCUGGUUUCUUCCUUCCUGUCGAGAUGGUCCACAUUCUUGUGGAUUUCAGUGGCUUCUCUGUGUAGUCUUGACAUAGUGGCUAUAAGAGUGGUCCAGAAUUUCUGUGUUCUUCAAUAAUAUGCUGGGUCCGGGUUGGUUCAUCAAGUGCUCUGCUAUGGCUGACUUCUCUGGUUGACUUAAGUCUGCAGUGCCUUUCAUGUUUCACGGGCUUUUGUCCCGUGUUAGCCACCCCGAGUCACUGUCGGGAGAUGGUGGCAGGAUAGAACAAUUAAUUAUUAUGAUUAUUAUAUUGUAUGACACAGCAAACAAGAUAGAUAUGCUGGAUUUUGUAUCACAAGUCGAACACUUCCCAAGUGUCUAGGACUGUGUGAUGUAUUUUCGGAUGAUGCGCGCAGAUUCCAGUAGGAAUUAUUAUUAUCUUCCUUGAUUCUUGUCUAGGCAAUGCUUCUGCGUUUGGUGGUCCCUGUGUAGACUUAUCCACAGGCAAGGGUUUUUUCUCCCGCCCUGGGCAUCAUUCCACAGAUAUAUAAACCCUACUUGCCUAGUUUCCAGCAGACCUCACAACCUCUGAGGAUGCCUGCCAUAUAUGUGGGCGAAACGUCAGGAGAGAAUGCCUCUGGAAUCUGGCUCAGAAGAGAAUGCUUCUGGAACCUGGCCGUACAGCUCGGAAAACUCGGCAACCCAAUGUUUCCGGCCAUGAAAGCCUUUGACAACACAUAGAAUCAGUUGCAAGAGCCUGGAGCAAAAUUGAUUUCUGAUGGAGAAUGGAUAAAGCAGGCAUGGGCCAACUUGGGCCUUCCAAGUGUUUUGGACUCUAACUCCAACAAUUCCUAACUGGCUGUUAGGAAUUGUGGGAGUUGGAGUCCAAAACACCUGGAAGGCCCAAGUUGGCCCAUGCCUGGCAUAAAGCUGAGUAGGACAAGUGAUUUGUGUGCUAGAAGGCAAAGAGUUAUACAUAUCAGGAGCAAGUGUAUCAAAUAGUAUCUGGGUCUUUGAAGCUGUUGGUAAAUUACAUUGGUUUCAGUUGACAUUUUAAGUUUGUUUGGAAGAGGGACAAAUGUAGAUGAUUCUGCCAUAUGUUUUAACUGGGAUUGAGAACCGCUCUUACUAUGUCUGUCUCUUGAAAAGGUUUGGACUCUUAACUGAAGCCUUUCCUUCGGGUUGUUUCUCUUCCCGGAACCUCUUCUCCCGGUUCCUUGUUUGCAGGAGGGACGGGAAAGCGGGGAGGACCCUUUGCGGCCUCGCCUUCCUAUUGGCUCGGUCUCGCAACCAAUCGGGAGCUUCUUCCUGCUCGGGAGGCCCUUUGGCCACGCCCACCUCUUUUUCCUGCGCGUGAGCAGCCUUCUCCCGUCACGUGAGAACCCAAUGAAACACGUGUCUGGUGCGGGAAGAUGCUGUUUCUGCGGCCUUGGGUUGGGAAGAGCCGCCUCUGCAGGUUUUUCGGGGCAAGGGCUCUUCCUGCCCACGUCGCUGAGCGCUUGGCGCUUUACGAACAGCUCAAAGCCACUGCGGAAGAGCGCCGUGCGGAGUGGGCCCUGAAAGAGCAACGGCCAAUCCGAAUUUCCCUCCCGGAUGGUGAAACGUUAGAAGGAGAAGCCAGGAGGACCACGCCAUAUCAGGUGGCCUUGAGGAUCAGCCAGAGUCGGGCCAAGGGGGCUGUGGCAGCAAGGGUGAAUGGGACGCUCCAUGACCUGGAUCGCCCCCUUGAAGAAGACGCCAGCUUGGAAUUUGUGGACUUUGAUGCCCGGGAUGGACAAGCACUCUUCUGGCAUUCCAGUGCCCACAUUCUUGGGGGUGCAGCUGAGCGUUUCUAUGGGGCCCUCCUGUGUCACGGCCCCAGCACUGAACACGGCUUCUUCUAUGAUAUGUACAUGGAUGGGGAACGGACCGUCUCAGGCAAAGACUUACCAGCUUUGCAGGAAAUCUGUCAAGACAUCAUCGAAGAGCAGUGUCCCUUUGAGAGGCUGGAGGUCUCCCGGGAGGAUUUAAUGCAGCUCUUUAAGCACAACAAAUUUAAACUACGGAUUAUCAGCGAGAAGGUGAGGACUCCGACAGCCAUUGUUUACAGGUGUGGGACCUCAAUUGACCUCUGCCGCGGGCCUCAUGUCCGGCACACUGGGGAGAUCCGAGCCCUCAAGCUCCUCAAGAACGCCUCUGCGUACUGGAAAGGAGACCCGUCCCAGGAGACGCUGCAGCGCAUCUACGGCAUCUCCUUCCCCAGCUCCGCGCAACUGACAGAAUGGGAACGGACCCAAGAAGAGGCCACUCGGCGGGACCACCGGCGCAUCGGGAAGGAGCAAGAGCUCUUCUUCUUCCACGAACUCAGCCCCGGGAGCUGCUUCUUCCUCCCCAAAGGGGCUCACAUCUACACCACCCUUGUCGACUUCAUCAAGAGCGAAUACCUGAAGCGUGGCUUCUCCGAGGUCAUCACCCCCAAUAUUUUCAACUCCAAGCUUUGGGAAACGUCCGGUCAUUGGCAGCAUUACGAAGAGAACAUGUUCUCCUUCCGCCUGGAAGGGGAAACUUUUGCCCUCAAACCUAUGAACUGUCCUGGACACUGCCUCAUGUUUGGUCAUCGCCCUCGAUCAUGGCGGGAGCUCCCUCUGCGCCUGGCGGACUUUGGCGUCCUGCACCGGAACGAGCCUUCAGGAGCCCUGUCGGGGUUGACGCGGGUGCGCCGCUUCCAGCAGGACGAUGCCCACAUCUUCUGCGCCAUGGAUCAGCUGGAAGGUGAAAUCCGGAGCUGCCUGGACUUCCUCCAAGCUGUAUACUCUGUUUUUGGGUUCACCCUCCGCUUCUAUCUUUCUACUCGCCCCGAAAAAUUCCUUGGAGAAAUUCAUCUUUGGGACCAGGCAGAAUUGCUGCUGGAAAAGAGUCUCCAGGACUUCGGCCAGCCUUGGGAGCUCAACCCUGGAGACGGGGCCUUCUACGGGCCAAAGGUUGACAUUCAGAUCAAAGACGCCUUGGGGCGGUUCCACCAGUGUGCCACCAUUCAGCUGGAUUUCCAGAUGCCCAUCCGGUUUGACCUGUCUUAUACGAGCAAAGAAGGUGCCACGCCGGAGAGACCAGUGAUGAUCCACCGGGCUGUGCUGGGCUCCGUGGAGAGGAUGAUGGCCGUCUUGGCAGAGAACUAUGGCGGCAAAUGGCCAUUCUGGUUGUCGCCAUCCCAAAUCAUGGUGAUCCCGGUUGGGCCGGAUGCAGAGAGCUAUGCCCACGAGAUCCACCAGACCUUCCACCAAGCGGGAUUCACAACUGACGUGGAUUUGGACCCGGGAACAACCCUCAAUCGCAAGAUCCGGAACGCCCAGCUGGCUCAGUACAACUUCCAGUUUGUCGUCGGGCGGAAAGAGAUGUCCAACCGCACCCUGAACGUCCGUAGCCGCGACGGUCAUCGACACGGCGAACGGGAUUUCAAUGCGGUCUUAGACCGGCUCAAAGAGCUCCGGGAGACUCGGGCCAGGAACGCCGAGGAGCUCUUUGGAGCUGAUUCCUAGCAUCCGCCAAAGGCAAGACGCGAACCAAAGUGAGUGCGGGGCUGAUGUUUGCGCCACUUCCCUACAAGGAGUUUUGUAUCUGUUUCAAGAUCCUAGUCCUCAUUGUUCCAAGAAGCGAGAAAUCUGGAUGACUCUUUUGCAGACUUGAAUUGACUGCAAUCCCUCCGAAGGUGAUGAAAUUGGAGUUUGGGACAAAAAAUUGGACCAACGUUCGAGGCAAAAAAGAAGCAUACAUUUUUUGGGAAGUGAAAUGUGGGGUUUUUUUGGCACAAAUCCUCCAUCUUGCUCCAGAGAAUCCAGCCACCUUCCAAGCCCAUCUCCUACCUUCUGUGAUUGUCAUUUUUUUGAGAUUAAAAUUACUUACUGUAUAUACUCGAGUAUAAGCCUAGUUUUUCAGCCUCUUUUUAAGACUGAAAAAGCUCCCCUCGGCUUAUACUUGGGUGAGGGUCCUGGUUGGCUUAUAUUUGGGUCAGCUUAUACUCGAAUAUAUGGUACAUUUAUUAUUUUUCUCUAUUAUUAUUGGUAUUACAGUAGAGUCUCACUUAUUCAAGCUAAACGGGCCGGCAGAAGCUUGGAUAAGCAAAUAUCUUGGAUAAUAAGGAGGGAUUAAGGGAAAGCCUAUUAAACAUCAAAUUAGGUUAUGAUUUUAUGAAUUAAGCACCAAAAUAUCAUGUUAUACAACAAAUUUGACAGAAAAAGUAGUUCAAUACGCAGUAAUGUUAUGUUGUAAUUACUGUAUUUACGAAAUUAGCACCACAAUAUCACGAUAUAUUGAAAACAUUGACUACAAAAAUGGCUUGGAUAAUCCAGAAGCUUGGAUAAGUGAGACUCUAUUGUAUUACAUAUAUUAUUUUUCUCUAUUAUUGUUGCUACUAUUUCAUUUAUUUUACUCUAUUUUUAUUAUUAUUAAUACAUUUAUUAUUUCACUCUGAUAUUAUUAUUGCAUUUAUUAUUUUGCUCUAUUUAUUAUUACAUGUAUUAUUUUCCUGUAUUUAUUUAUUAUUAUUAUUACAUGUAUUAUUUUACUCUGUUAUUAUUAUUAAAAGGAUACAUAAGGGCAUUUACAUUGAAGAAGAUGAG